AUGGCGGGCCACAAUGCCUACCUCACGUACAAGCGUGAGACGGCAGAGCUUCUGUACUGGGUCAUCCAGGCGUCCAACAGCAUCAUCCAGAAGACUGGUGCUGAAGAUGAAGAUGGCUUAAGCUUGCUGAACACCACUGGCAAGACUACGGUUUACGGCCUGGUAUCUAUGGCCAAGCUCAUCGCAGAGCAUAUCGGAAGGCAGACAGUCCCGCCCAUCGUAUACCGCUUGUUCAAAUCCGUCAUCAAAGCGCGCGAGGAGGCCCACGAAGCCUUUAAGCAGCUGGCGGCUGAGAACUCUGACCCAGAGGUCAAGAAGAACAACGCGUCGCACAAGCACUUCAUCGAUGCCCUCAAGGAGGCCUUCAAGGCAUUGGGCGGUGAAUCAGAGACUGCGAAGAGGGAAGCUGACGCCGGCUCCCUCCACGAGGCUCAAGCGGCUGAGACUAAUAUAAUUCUCCUGGCCAACAAGUUUGCCUCUCUGAACCUUGGGACAGUCAAUGACGAGGCGCAGGACGAUGCAGAAGCUGCCAGUGAUGCAUCUGACGGCCCCGCGGCUGCGCAGAGGCCCCAGAAGAAGUAUUCUGGUAAAGGCAAGAAAGGCAAACGCGGCAAGAAACCCAAGCAGAAGCAGAAAAAACAAGUCGCCAACGAGCCGCCUCUUGUCGGCGUGCCGAUUGAAAGCUACCGCAUCAUCGCGGACAAGGAAGGCAUCAUGACGGACUACCUGAUGGCCACCUACGCACUAGCCCGGGAGUGGAUUGAUCUUCGAGGCUUCAUGCAGAAGACCUGGCGCCAGGUUGCAUACGAUGGCCUCAAUGCCGCGGUCGCUGGUACACUUAGCAACGUGGCUGUAUCCAUGUUGAAACGAUCGGAGCUAGCCAUGCACCUCGACUUUCCGGGCCAUGAUUCUUUCCACACGAUCAUGAACACCAUCACGCGUGGGGAUGUGGAGAAGAUACAAGGAAACUUCAAGCUACGGUUGAUCAAGUAUUAUAAAGCCCAAGCUCAAACCCGCGUGGAAGAGGCGGCGCUUGAUGUCAAGGAGCAGUUGAUGAUACACACCUACAAUGAUCUUCUUGACUUUGUGGCCGAUUACCAGAAGACACGCAGUGGAAAGCCAACUAAGUCCAUGCUUGCCGAGAUACAGAACUGGGACCCUACUUUCAAUUUGCAGCAGGCAACCCCCGAGCAGAGACUGAAAUGGCGCCGGUCUUACACCAUCAACUGGCUUUAUGAUCUUGUCAACCUCUUUUCGUCAGUUGUUGUUCAACGCAACACUCUCAAGGGCCAGAACUGGGCUCUUGAGAAGGUUGACUGGUCUGAAGACGGUCCGUGGAGCGUACAUAGAAGACUCUUUGGCCUGAAUGAGUUCGCUGGUUGGGUCACCUCCCUCGCCACGCAAAAGCAGGGCACGGAUGUCCGCAAUAAAGUCCAGCCUCAUUCCAUAUUUCAGCUUCAGUGUAUCGUCGACUCGUUGAUGGUCUCCCGCGGGUUCUCCACAAGCACUUUCAGAGGCCACGUAAUGAGACCACCGGCGCACCAGUUUCGACCAAGACGCGAUGUGGACCUGUUUCUAGAUCGUGAAAACGAGCGGGGUGGUUCUGGAUUUCUGCAGGCAGUCGACAUUCUGGAGCAAUUGUUCGAGAGGGAUGCCCAAACGCAUGGAAACCCAAAACGCCACACUAAACACAUGGAAGUUCUCAAGAUAGCACAACAGGACUUUAUCGAUUGGCUAGGGGAGUCCAAGUAUGGGUACGUUCUGAAAUCAAUUCCGCCUUCUCAGUUUAGCAACUCAAACGCAAACGGGCUUUGGGAAUACUCACCCUUCUUAUGUGGCUUGGGGCUGAUGGAGGGCCUCGAGAUCUCGUACUUGUUUGGUAUGAUGAUCUGGGAUCGGAUCCCAGAGCCGUUUCUGCUAAUUCACCUUCACAACAUGCUUGUACAAAGAGGCUACAUUGCUCAACCCGUCGGCUUGUACGCGAGCCUACAGAGUCUUUUCACGGACGCCUUUUUCAUUGACGGCAAAGUUCCAACCUCCAACUUUCUGGAAGCCUUAGUAGCCAAAGUCGAUGCGUACAACACCGCCCGUGCCAGAGCCACACAACAGGCCGCAAGGAGGUCAAAUGCCCAGGCCAGUGACGUCCAUGGAAUGCUAGACGUGAACGCGAAUAAGUUUUUCAAGACACCUACUACUCUGGUGUCGUACCGCAAGGCGGACUGGAAUUACGAGCGCGUUGCAGACAGUGACAUCAAGCCGAUCAGCAUGCUGGCGAUGCUUCGCGUAGCGCAGACAGAACUCGUCGUCGACCCAGAGACCGGCAAGUUACGGCCUGCCGAGACAGAGUUGACCAGUCGUAUGCGCGCUGCCAAGCUGAGUGAAGAGAUACUGGCGGGUAUGUCAUCAAUGGUCCGCCGGAUGAACAACAAGAAUCACGAGGAUCCUGCCAUGAUGGCGAGAUUUGCUGCCAUGGCAGAGCCAGGCUAUAUGACGGAGUCCGGUGGGCUACGUGAGCUCAGCAAGAAACUCAAGACGGGCGGCCAGGCCGGGUCUGAGAGCAAAGUUCAGCACGAGGAGCUGGACUUGGACGGCGUUGACGUACUUGAGUUCCUCAAGUGGGACAUCCACGCCGACGUGUGCGGGCGCGAGCCGCUGUCGAGCCUCAAUUUUGUCUGGGUGACGGCCCGCUUCUUCAUACAGUUCAUGCAGAUGGAGGAUGAGCUGCGGAAGCUGCGGAACCCGACGUACGUCCGGGCGUACGAGGUCGACCCGACGCUGAUGCGGGAAAAGAGGCUCAGCCUCGCGGUAGGUGCCCUGCGUGGCGGCGACGAGCAGUGUCUGCGCAUCAUGGCGGAGCAGUUCCAGAACCCCCGCGCGGGCUUCAUGGACCACAUCUACUGGAAGGACUUGGAGACGGAGCUCAAGACGGACAAGGAGAUUCCACGAAAGGAGGACGAUGAGUUUAAUGAUCAAGCGGACACGGCCUGUUCCGUUAUGUAG
Molecule: messenger RNA, 3000 nt
Organism: Neoarthrinium moseri
Lineage: Eukaryota; Fungi; Ascomycota; Sordariomycetes; Amphisphaeriales; Apiosporaceae
Exons: 2
Coding region: 1-3000 (999 amino acids)
Source: RefSeq, a predicted model, not a curated record